Molecule: messenger RNA, 2474 nt
Organism: Physcomitrium patens
Lineage: Eukaryota; Viridiplantae; Streptophyta; Bryopsida; Funariales; Funariaceae
Product: vesicle transport v-SNARE 12
Biological process (GO): intracellular protein transport; vesicle fusion; vesicle-mediated transport
Cellular component (GO): SNARE complex; ER to Golgi transport vesicle membrane; late endosome membrane
Molecular function (GO): SNAP receptor activity; SNARE binding
Source: RefSeq, a predicted model, not a curated record
UCGACAUCAUCACCAUGGAAAAGCCGUGCCUUUGCACCGAGGAGAGGUCCUCGCAGCCUCAUGAGUUGAUUCUCUUCACGAGGAAGAAGAAGAGACCACCACCACCACUACGAAGAAGAAGAAGAAGAAGAAGAAGAAGACGAAGAAUAUGUAGAAUAUGAGGACGCAGAAGAAGAAAUGGGCGAGGAUGAGGAAGAUUGUCAAGUUUGUAUUGUAUUGCUUUGCUUUUUUUCCAAGAACGAUUCCUUCGCAUGAAUCGUGAUGGGAGGCUGCUGCUGCUGCUGACGCAGUGUUCUUGGCUUUUAUUCGCAAAUAAACACUUGCCCCUCCUCCAUUCCGCAGCUUCCGUCGUGCGGAGAUUCAGUCAAAACAACGGACAUUGGAUUCCGAACUUUGUGACUUUUGUGGGUGCGAGGGAGCUGCCGUUUUUGGGAGCUCUGGACUUGCUGGGUUGGGUCAACACUGGUUUCUGAUCAUGAGCUACUUCUGUAUCCAUCUGGGAUUAUCGCAGUUUUUCCGCUCUACGACAGUUGGUGUGGUGGAAUUUGACUGGAUUUUUGUUUAUAUUUAUUUAUUUUUAACUUUGAUUUUUUACCGGUUUCUAAGGUUUGGCGUUUCCUGGCGACCUGCAUAGAAAGGUCGACCACGAUUGGGCGCUUUCGGUUUGUUGUGGGAACGGAAGAGAUCCCUUCUCUUGGACGAUACCCUAAUUCUGUUUGUUCUCUUCGUGGAGUCGUUAGGGCGUUCCAAUGGGGGGAUUGUCAUAAAAGAUGUGAGCAUCCCCAUUCACAAGCAAACUGUUGAGGGAUUGAUUGUCCACUUCGGCAAAGUCACACCAAUCUCCGAUCAAGGAAUGUGGGCAACACGACGGUUUGUGUUGAGUUUGACAUCGUUUUUGCUCUGAUGAACUGGGUGGUUUCCCCUUCACACACGAAACGAAUUGAUGGCUGUGUAUGAACGAUCGAAAGCUCAGAAUUCUAAGCUAUUAUGAUUCGUUCCACAUCUUGCCGGGAAUCACGAAUUUGCACGUGGGGUCUGCGCGGAGGAAGACUCGGAAGGCGGUGGAUGUCCCCGCGCAUGAUACUGGACCCCUCUUGUUGCUCUCCUUGCUUUCGACUUUGUGAAUUUCAAAGGAUUCCUCUAAGUCUCGUGGUAGCGAGAGAGUAAGCUGCAUACCGAGCAUUUUAGCUUUGUUUGGCAACCUGACUGGGUAAGAUAUUAGAGUGUUGCUCUUUUACAGCCAUGGGUGAAAUCUUUGAUGGCUACGAGAGGCAGUAUUGCGAGCUCUCCACAAAUCUCAACAAAAAGUGCAAUUCAAUCAGUUCCAAUGAAGUAGAAAAGAAGCAGAAGUUUGAUGAUCUCACAAAAGGAUUGGACCUGGCUGAGUCCCUGAUAAAGAGAAUGGAUCUAGAAGCGCGAACUUUACCUCCCGCACAGAAAGCAACACUUCUUGCCAAGUUACGAGAGUACAAGUCGGACUUAAAUGUGUUGAAGCGCGAAGCUAAAAAAAUCUUGGCCUCGAACGAUCCUUUUUCAGCCAGGGAUGAGCUGCUAAAUCCUGGUCUUGUCGGCCGUCAUUUAGGGCCAGGAUUGGAUCAAAGAGACAGAUUGAUGAUGGCAACCGACAGAAUGAACCAAACUGGUGAACGAAUCAAAGAGAGCAGACGACAGCUUAAUGAAACGGAGGAGGUGGGCGUAAAUAUUCUUCAAGAUCUUCAACUCCAGCACCAGACGCUUCUUCACACUCAACACACUAUUCAUGGAGUGGCCGAUGGCAUAGCAAAGAGUAGGCGUUUACUGAGUUCUUUAUCCCAGCGUUUUGAACGUCACAAGUAUAUAAUGGGGGGCAUCAUAGCAGUUUGCCUUCUCGCAAUUCUGUUCAUCAUGCACGUAAAAUCUGGCCAUUAGAUCAAACUUGCAGACUCUACGACCAGAAGGCAAAUCUCGAAGCACUGUUGCACUCAUUAAAGCCGGAAGGAUGGGAACUCAUGAGCUUCACAAUUGUUGCAUAAAAAAAAUCUUCAGCAGGCGUGGGUUCACGACCAAGACUCAUCCUCUUCGGAACUGGGUCAGGAUUUCACAAUUUUUGUCCAUCCGGAUCCCAGCAGCCUGCAUUUCUCCCAGAAGGACAACUGCACCAGUCCUGUUUGUCUGAUUUUGUUCACCGUUUGUGACUCGUUGCAACCUGAAAGCUUUCGUCCAUUGCGGAGUGUGUCACAAUGAGGAUUGGUCUAUGAUUCAAUAUAUAUAUAUAUAUAUAUAUAUAGAUAGAUAGAUAGAUACACAUUUAUAUGCUUGUGUAUAUAUGUAUAUGUAUAUAUAAACAAUCAUCAGAGAGGCAUUAAGAGGAAGAGAUCUUUAGGAAGCUAAAAUUUGGUGGAAGAGGUCGAGCCCAAAAGAAUUUUGUGUUCAGUUGUACAAGUUUGGAAUCGAUGAUUCUACUGCAAUUUGGGGUUCUUAGCCUUCUAUGCAAU